Giardia duodenalis is the source of this 1701-nucleotide messenger RNA. RefSeq lists its product as uncharacterized. The transcript has a single exon. NCBI's taxonomy places the organism in Eukaryota, Fornicata, Diplomonadida, Hexamitidae. The record is from RefSeq and is a predicted model, not a curated record. Bases 1 to 1701 code for a protein of 566 amino acids.
AUGUAUUCUACCAACUCAACUAGUAUGUCACAUGGUAUACAGUCACGACAUCCGAAGGACAAUAAAUGUACUUGCAAGCAAGAAGCAUGUCCUCUUAAUUCGGCAAAGUUCACACUAAGUUCAAUGUCAGAUGGGGUUGUAGCCUGUGGAUUGAACAAUGUUCUCGUGAAACGUACAUCAACCUGGGAUACGAAGGACGAGGAGCUUCUCCUAAAGCUUUUUCUGAUGUACUUUGGCAACGACUGGGCGCAGUAUCGUCAGUUCUUUCCAACACGUACCGUAGAUUCCAUUAAAAGUAAGUUUCAUAACCUAGUGAGGGCUACACACCGAAAGCGUUCUAAGAUACAUAGCAAGAGUCACCAGAACAUUGUCAUUAUGAUAAAACGGGCGCAGGAGCUCAUGAAGGACGACGUGAAGAGAGGUCAAUCUGACACCAAGCAAAAAGUACAUGGUCCCGCGUCUCCUCGUGCAGCACGCAAGGACAAAUCUUCCGAAGCUGCCCAUAAAGAGCCCCAUCUAGUGCCUGUCCUUCUCGAUCCAUUGAAAAUCCUGUCUCCUGCAAAAGUACAAUUAAAUGAGCUGCCACCCUACCUCAUCCAGCUUCCCUGUCCGCCUCUAUCACCCACAGGCCCUCUGCCAGGACAGGGCGAGCUCCCUAGUCCAAGCCCCUUGUUAUUACCUUCACACAAUCGCCCAGUGCAUCCAAAUAUUUCUCAACAUCGUUCACCUGUAGAAACUAGUGCGAUCUCAAAAGAUUCUCCCAUGGAAUCCACUGGGGUGCCGCUGCUUUACAUGGAGAGUGGGUGCUUAUUCUCCUUCCCCAUCAACUACUUUGGUUCUAUAACACUGCCUUUCGUUUUUAGUGAGCUAGGCGGAUCUGUACCUUCUAUGGUACAUCCCCUGCAUCAGCAUCGCGAAGAACAGAAGUCACCGGAGCCCAUCUUCACUACUGUUGGGCUAGUAAAGCUCGAAGAAGGUUCAUACCUGAAUGCAUUGUGCAGACAAUGCGGAAGCAUUCAAACGCUCCGUAUCAUGAGAGCUGGUGACAUUCUUACCUUUAGCUCAGUACAUAAAGGAGAUUCUGGAAGACCCUCCGCACCGAACCCGCUCAGCCCAAUUCACAAUAUUGUCUGCAUAUGCCCCGUUUGCACGACGUCUGCAGAGCUGAUAAAAGAGGCAGGUAAGUAUGUAUGGAAACUACGAUAUUCUGCGGCUCCCCAAACACCAUCAGAAUCAUCAAUCUCGGCAGCGGCAUGUCCCACGUCUGGUGCAGACCAGCUUGGUUUUGCAGCAUCUCAAGGUCCUGCCUCAAGAAUGCAUGUAAGCUGCUGCGACGAUGAGCCUCCACUUUGUCAGAACUUUGAAGCAGAUUCUAUCGAUUGCUUCAGCACGUCGACACACUCUUCCAACACACACAUGAGUGUUGGCACACCUUUGGGUGGCUUUGACACCUGUUCUAGCAGUCAUCCAGACUUUGCCGUCUGGUCCAGUACAUCCGUGUCAGCUGAGCACCUAAACUCGUCUACCAGUAAUCAGGCACUUGAGCUUGCUCUGCAAAGAAGCAACUUAUACUCCACUCACAGCAGCAGUCAGCUAGAAGCAGGCCCGGCGUCCACAGACGACCUCUCUGUCUCAUUCCCAUUACAGUAUCAAGAAUUACAAUACCAAGAAGAUCUUCUAUUUAAUACUGAUGCAGAUUGA